This is a messenger RNA of Mangifera indica (mango), 1755 nucleotides long. Its product is annotated as fasciclin-like arabinogalactan protein 16. The record is from RefSeq and is a predicted model, not a curated record. The coding region runs from base 169 to 1536 and encodes 455 amino acids. Lineage: Eukaryota; Viridiplantae; Streptophyta; Magnoliopsida; Sapindales; Anacardiaceae. The transcript has 3 exons.
CAUCAAUUUUACGGCUCAACUCACACUCAUAACUUUUCUUCUUCCUCCAUUUCAUUCACUCGUUAUCCUUCACAAAGCCCAACCCACCACCUACCUUCUACUUCUUCCUCAUAUCUUUAACAAUCAGGUCAAUUUUUCAGAUUGUUUUUCUUCUCCAUUUUGAGCGCCAUGGAUCUCAAUAUCUAUGGCCGCUCCAUCUUCUUCAUCUAUCUAAUCCUUCUUUCUUCCACCACCGCUUCCAUUGCCGCCGCAUUGCCCCACUCAUCUGGCCAAAUCAACUCCAACUCGGUUCUUGUUGCUCUUCUCGACUCGCAUUACACUGAGUUAGCUGAACUCGUAGAAAAAGCGCUUCUCUUACAUACUCUUGAAGAAGCUGUGGGCAAACACAAUAUUACCGUUUUUGCCCCGAGAAAUGAAGCCUUGGAGCGCGACCUCGACCCGGAGUUCAAACGGUUUUUACUGGAACCCGGUAAUCUCAAGUCGCUUCAAACCCUCUUGAUGUUCCACAUUCUUCCCAAACGUAUCGGAUCCUCCGAGUGGCCCGACGAGAGAAAACCCGGGUCAACCAAGCACAGCACGCUCGGCAACGAUUUCGUCCACUUAACCAGCAAGAGCUCGGGGAAAAAAGUGAUUGGUUCGGCCGAGAUUGUCCGACCUGAUGACGUGAUCCGACCCGAUGGAAUAAUCCACGGAAUCGAACGGCUGUUAAUCCCUCGAUCUGUCCAAGAAGACUUCAACCGCCGUCGUAGUCUCCAAUCAAUCGCCGCCGUGCUUCCACAGGGCGCCCCGGAGGUCGACCCGAGGACUCACAGGCUGAAAAAGGCAGCUCCGGUUCCAGCAGGGGCCCCACCGGUACUUCCCAUCUACGACGCGAUGGCUCCGGGCCCAUCGCUAGCACCCGCACCAGCUCCGGGGCCGGGUGGGCCACACGGGCAUUUUAACGGCGAGAAGCAAGUGAAGGACUUUAUCCACACGCUGUUGCAUUACGGCGGUUAUAACGAAAUGGCGGAUAUUCUGGUAAACUUAACGUCGUUAGCGACGGAAAUGGGACGGCUGGUUUCCGAGGGUUAUGUCCUAACGGUUCUCGCGCCGAAUGAUGAAGCAAUGGCUAAACUGACGACCGAUCAGCUGAGCGAACCGGGCGCGCCAGAACAGAUUAUUUACUACCAUAUAAUCCCGGAGUACCAAACAGAAGAGAGUAUGUAUAACGCCGUUAGAAGAUUCGGGAAAGUUAAGUACGAUACAUUAAGGUUACCGCACAAAGUAACGGCGCAAGAGGCGGAUGGAUCCGUCAAAUUUGGGUCGGAUGAUGGAUCGGCUUAUUUAUUUGACCCGGAUAUUUAUACGGACGGGCGUAUUUCUGUGCAGGGAGUUGAUGGGGUUUUGUUCCCAGAAGAGGAAACUCCCACUUCCACGGUAAAGAAAGCUGCAAAUGUGAAGGUUGUGAGCAAGCCAAGAAGAGGGAAAUUAAUGGAAAUAACCUGUAGAAUGCUUGGAGCUGUUGGGCAGGAUUCCCAUUUCUCUACUUGUCAAUAAUCAAAUUUGCCCAAAUUUAGUUGCAGGAAGAUUUGUGUAAACAAGGAGGCUGCAAGAUUGAUGUUGCUUUGUUAUAAAUACUGUAAUUACCUUUCAUUUUUUAAUUUUUUUUCCUUUUUUAUCUAUCUUCUUGUUGUAAUGGAAGAAUCACUUGCAAAAAAAAACUGCCUUUGUUUUGUAUCAAUUGCUUGUGAAUCCAAAUUUACACCUUCCUUUGUC